This is a messenger RNA of Spirodela intermedia, 1546 nucleotides long. The record is from the annotation of a GenBank genome assembly. Lineage: Eukaryota; Viridiplantae; Streptophyta; Magnoliopsida; Alismatales; Araceae.
AUGGCUGGGCGCCUGAUCCUCUGGCUGCUCUCACUUGCGCAACCUUUACACCUCGAGUUCUUUGCCCCCCCACUCGGCGGAGCAGGCGGGCCUUCCGCCAUCGCCAAGGGUUGCGCCAUCACCUCGAUUUACAGCCUCGGGGACUCCACCGCAGACACCGGCAACUUACUUUAUCUCGCCCGGCAAGGAGAGCGCACGCCGUCGACCUCCCUUCCCUACGGCGAGACCCUCCAGAAGGCCACCGGCCGAUCCUCAGACGGCUACCUAAUGAUCGACUACAUCGGUAAUGGCAGAUAAAUUUUCUCUGUAACGAGCGGUUCAUUCUGUCAUCAUCUGUGUGUUCAAGAAUCCAAAGUCAACUCCCCGUCCCUCACCCCCCCACCUUUCCGACAGCCGCUACGUUUGAUCUUCCCAACGUGCCACCGUACAUGGAUAAAUCGGCCAACUUUGACUAUGGGGUCAACUUCGCUGUCGCCGGAUCUACUGCACUCAAUCAGUCUUUCUUCCUCAAAAGGGGUAUCUCGCUACCAGUACCGUCUUACUCACUCGGGCUUCAGCUCCAAUGGUUCAAUGCCCACAUCAACCAUAUCUGCCUCUCCAAGGAAGGUCCUGCCCUCCCCACAUUUCCCCCUAAUCGUAUCAUCUCUUGGAUCAUAGGAUUUAUUUCUGACAUCCGUUUAUGAACUAUAGACUGUUCAAAUAAGUUCCGAAAGGCUCUCUUUCUAGUGGGGGAGAUUGGGGGGAACGACUACGGCAAUGCCUUCCAGGCAGGCAAGUCCAUGGAAGAGGUGAAGACUUAUGUGCCACAAGUGGUGGGAACCAUCAUAGCUACUGCUAAGGUACUGAAAGUCUUGUCAUAUGAGCGAUUAAUUAACCUCGGAUGUUAUCAACUGAAAGUGGGUUAGUGAUGUUUACAGGCAUUAAUCAACGUCGGCGCCCGUCGAUUAGUGGUGCCGGGGAAUUUUCCGAUCGGCUGCAUGCCGAUCUACCUCACUCUCUUCAAAGGCCGCGGCUUGGUCCCUGAUGAGAGGGGCUGUCUGAAGAGCCUCAAUAGCUUCGCUGAAUACCACAAUGAGUACCUGCAGAAGGCCAUCCGGGAUCUGAAGAAGACUCACCCUGACAUCACCAUAAGCUACGGAGAUUACUAUAAUCCGUACUUAACAUUGAUUGACAAGGCUCAUGAUUAUGGUAAAUCUAACAGCCCCAUAUCAUAUCUAUGAAUCAUCUUACAAACAUAUAUGACAUCUGAAUGGUGUGGUAUUUUUCAUGACCAGGGUUCGAGAAAAAUUCUCUUCUCAAGGCUUGUUGCGGGAGCGGGGGAGACUACAACUUUGACUUGAAAAAUAAGUGCGGGAACCCAGGAGUUCAAGUGUGCGCUGAUCCAAGCCGGUUCAUCAGCUGGGAUGGGAUUCACUUGACACAGGAGGCUUACAAAAACAUGGGAAAUAUGCUGAUUUCGGAGUUCAUCAAAGAAUGGAAUUGCAGAAAGCAGGCCGAAAUAAAUUAUGCUCGAAUGGUCCGUGCUGGCAACCAUGAACUACACUGA